AUGAUUUACUUCUUCCACAGAUCACUAGCCUCGCCAUCACGACUAUCGAGGCUCUCCAAUAUUCCCUCCUUUCAGCAUCCCCGCCUUGAACGUGCAACUUUACUAAAUGGCGACAUGUUGACGUGGGCAGGUAAGUAUCGAGCAUUGGUUGAUUGCCCUGGCAAAAAAGUUGAUGGAUACAUAUAUCCAGUAAUUUCCACGGACCAUGAAGUUGCGUUGAGGCGUCAUGUUGGAGGGGAAAGAGACGGAAGUGAGGACAUUCCGAUUUUGUGGGUUCGAAGAUAA
This is a messenger RNA of Bipolaris victoriae FI3, 285 nucleotides long. RefSeq lists its product as hypothetical. The transcript is spliced from 2 exons. The coding region runs from base 1 to 285 and encodes 94 amino acids. Lineage: Eukaryota; Fungi; Ascomycota; Dothideomycetes; Pleosporales; Pleosporaceae. The record is from RefSeq and is a predicted model, not a curated record.